This is a messenger RNA of Theobroma umbraticum, 357 nucleotides long. Lineage: Eukaryota; Viridiplantae; Streptophyta; Magnoliopsida; Malvales; Malvaceae. The record is from RefSeq and is a predicted model, not a curated record.
AUGGUUUUGCUAGGGCCAGAAGAUUGUACAUGUAAUAAGGACGUGGAUCACCGUCUCGUUCGGAAAAACAAUACCGUUUCACCUCCUUUUGCUCAGCCGAGAAGAAGAAACUUUCCACCUGCUUUAACGGAAGCAGAGUUGAUAUCGGUAUUUAGGCGCUUUGAUGGUGAUGGAGACUGCCGCCUCAGCUGGCAAGACCUUAAGAAUGCAUUCCACAGCCUAGGUUCCUGGUCUCCAUCCUACCGAGCUCUCACGGCGCUUUGUCACGCUGAUAAAAAUCGAGACGGAUACAUAAGCGAGGACGAGAUGGAUGACCCUAUUCGGUAUGCUUUGAGUUGUGGGUAUUGUGCUCGGUAG